Messenger RNA from Antrostomus carolinensis (chuck-will's-widow), 2394 nucleotides. It is a transcript of the gene DDX24, whose product is annotated as DEAD-box helicase 24. The record is from RefSeq and is a predicted model, not a curated record. The transcript is spliced from 8 exons. Bases 1 to 2394 code for a protein of 797 amino acids. NCBI's taxonomy places the organism in Eukaryota, Metazoa, Chordata, Aves, Caprimulgiformes, Caprimulgidae. Gene Ontology annotation, molecular function: nucleic acid binding; ATP binding; RNA helicase activity.
AUGAAACCCAGAAAAGGAGGCAGAUUUAAGUCUUCCUUUAAAUUGAAACAAAAAGGCAUCGAAGUAAUAGGAAAAUGGAAAACUGUGCCAAUAGACCCCAGUCUAUUUGCUGAUGAGGACUUCAGAGAUAUAGUUUGCUUAGAGGAACUUACAGAGUACAAACUAGUAAAUUCUUCUGAAGUGGGGAAAGUGAAAGAGAAGAAGAGAAAAGCUGAGAGUGUUUCAGAAGAAGGCAGUGAGGAGGAGGAAGAACCUGUUGUCCCUCCCAAAAAGAAAAAGAAAACCAAAGAUUUGAGAAGGAAACCAGAUAAAAGUGGUGAUCCUAAUGCAACAGGAAUUGAUGUGCCAGUUGAUAAAGAGGCAAAGUGUGAUGAAAUAAUUGAAGUGGCAAAUUGCGAGGACCACGGACAUGUGGCUGAGAGCGCUUCAGUUACAAAAGAUGCUCCAAAGAAAAAGAAAAAGAAGGCUUCUCAAGCUCAAGAAGGUCUUCCAUCUGUAACUACUUCUAAAAAAGUUAAAAACUGGACAACAGAAGUUUUAUCUGCCUCAACCGAUCACAAAGCUGAUGUGUCUGCAUGGAAAGACUUGUUUGUACCUGAACCAGUGUUGCGGGCCUUGAGCUACCUGGGGUUUAGUGCUCCGACUCCUAUUCAGGCCUUGGCCCUGCCUUCUGCCAUCCGGGAUAAUAUGGAUGUUCUUGGUGCUGCAGAAACAGGAAGCGGCAAAACGCUUGCAUUUGCAAUUCCAAUGAUUCACUCUGUGCUGCAGUGGCAAAAAUCAAACAGCUCAACAACCAGAAAUGACAGUCUUUCUAAAGAGUCCCAUCAGCAUCAUGAUGAAACAAGAUGGGAAAAUGAGGAUGAAGCAGAAAAACUAACCCAUCAGCAGGCUGAAGAUAGUGGAGAUGAAGCUGAUGCAUCUUUCACAACAGGCUGUGUAAAGGUGCUGGAAAAUUUUGAAUUUGAUUCCAGUGACAGAACACAUACUGCUGGCUCCCAUAAAAAGAAACCUCUUUUAGGACUGGUCCUUACUCCCACGAGAGAAUUGGCUGUACAAGUAAAACACCACAUUGAUGCAGUUGCAAAGUUUACAGGCAUUAAGACUGCAAUUCUAGUUGGGGGCAUGGCUGCACAGAAGCAAGAACGUGUGCUGAAUCGAAAGCCAGAAAUUGUAAUUGCAACCCCAGGCCGUCUGUGGGAGUUAGUUAAAGAGAGACACCCACAUCUUUCCAAUCUUCGGCAGCUCAGGUGCCUUGUAAUUGAUGAAGCAGACAGAAUGGUUGAGAAAGGUCACUUCUUAGAGCUGUCUCAGUUGCUGGAAAUCUUAAAUGAUUCACAGUAUAACCCUCAACGACAGACUUUCGUUUUUUCUGCCACUUUGACUUUAGUCCAUCAGACUCCCACAAGAGUUUUACAGAAAAAGAAUGCUAAAAAGAUGGACAAGAAGACCAAACUGGAAUUGUUAAUGGAAAAAGUAGGAAUAAAGGGCAAACCCAAAGUGAUAGACUUAACCAGGAAAGAGGCUACUGUUGAGACUCUGACAGAAACCAGAAUCCACUGUAAUACAAACGAGAAGGACUAUUAUCUCUAUUACUUUCUUCUCCAGUAUCCAGGAAGAACCAUGGUCUUUGCAAACAGCAUAGACUGUGUAAAACGCCUCAGUUCUCUCCUCACAAUCUUAAAUUGUGAUCCUCUUCCUUUGCAUGCCAACAUGCACCAAAAGCAGAGGCUGAAAAACCUGGAAAGGUUUGCUGAGCGAGAGAGCUGUGUCCUCCUGACAACAGAUGUUGCAGCUCGUGGUCUUGAUAUUCCCAACGUGCAGCAUGUCAUCCAUUACCAGGUCCCUCGUACUUCUGAGCUAUACGUGCACAGAAGCGGCAGAACAGCCCGAGCUGCCAAUGAAGGCCUGAGCCUACUGCUGAUUGGUCCUGAUGACUUGAUCAAUUUUAGGAAAAUUUAUAAAACAUUGAAGAAGAGUGAAGAGCUGCCAUUUUUCCCAGUUGAUACCAAGUGCAUGACUUCUAUCAAGGAACGGAUGAAUUUGGCACGGCAGAUUGAAAAGGCAGAAUUCUUCAACAGUCGGGCAAAGCAACACAACUCCUGGCUCCAGCAAGCUGCAGAGGCUCUUGAGAUUGAUCUUGAUGAUGAUAUGUUUAUGGGCAAAAAACCUGAUGAGCAAGAAGAAAACCAGAAGCAAAAGAUGCUGAAGGGGAUGAAAAAACAACUAAAACAUAUGUUGUCCCAGCCACUGUUUAAAGUUGUUAUGAAAACCAAGUACCCAACACAGUCUGGAAAACUACUCCUGCCUCAGACAUCAGUGGGCACUUCAGAAUCUGCUCUGGGUACUGUGUCCAAACAACAAGCCAAGAAGAAGAAAUCAAUAAAAUUAAAUUAG